AUGGCUUUGGAUUUACGCUUGCACUCUCCUGCAGGCGCGGAACCUGUUGUUUAUACAUGGCCUCUCACGUCGGGUCAUGGCUCGGACAAACACGAUGGGGCCUUGGAAAUAGUAGAGACUAUAAGGUGGGUCUGCGACGACUUGCCGGAGAUAAAAGCGGCACUGGAGAAACACAUCCUGUGCGACUAUGACACGCACUCAUACGAGAGCAUGCGUGCUCUUUGUGACCGAUUCAACCGAGCCAUCGACUCCGUGGUUGCUUUGGAAAAAGGAACUUCACUGCCAGCUCAACGCUUAAAUAAGUAUCCGUCGCGAGGUUUAUUGAAACAUAUUUUGCAACAAACGUACAAUCAGGCUGUAUCUGAUCCAGAUAAGCUUAAUCAAUAUGAACCCUUCUCGCCAGAGGUGUACGGUGAAACGUCAUACGAAUUGGUUUGUCAGAUGAUCGAUCAAAUUGAUAUAACGGCUGAAGAUGUUUUCGUUGAUUUGGGCUCGGGAGUUGGUCAGGUGGUGCUGCAGAUGGCGGCAGCGACGCCGUGCAGAGUGUGCCUGGGAGUGGAGAAAGCGGAAGUGCCUAGUAAAUAUGCCGAGAGUAUGGAUUUACAUUUUAGGAUGUGGAUGAGGUGGUACGGAAAGAAGUAUGGAGAAUACAAGCUGAUUAAGGGCGACUUCCUGUUGGAUGAGCACAGGGAGAAAAUCAACGCGGCCACAAUCGUGUUCGUCAAUAAUUUCGCAUUCGGGCCGCACGUGGACCACCAGCUGAAGGAGAGAUUCGCGGACUUGAAGGACGGGGCGAAGAUAGUCUCUUCGAAGAGUUUCUGUCCGCUGAACUUCAGGAUAACUGACAGAAACCUGAGUGACAUCGGGACCAUCAUGCACGUUAGCGAAAUGUCACCGCUCAAGGGCUCCGUCUCGUGGACUGGAAAACCAGUUUCUUACUAUUUACAUAUAAUAGAUAGGACCAAAUUGGAGAGAUACUUUCAAAGACUGAAAAACCCGAAACUCAAGGUCAGCAAAAGGGGUUGUCAGAACGGUGACGAUGGUGAGGGCAAGCGGCACCUGAGCGCGCCUCCCACGCGCCAGCCCACGCCCGACCUGCUCAACGGCAAUAGCAACCACAGCACCGGAUCGCUGCCCGAGCGCCGGAGGAAGGUGGCCCGGCCCCGACCCACCGUCAGGGGCGAGAACGGGCGAACGCGCGCGCGCGCUGCCGUGGCGAAGCGGCGCGUGGCGCGGCGCUCGAGCGACGAGAGCGACGAGGAGUCGAGCGGCACCGACGACGCGCCCCCCGGCCCGGAGCCGGCGCCGCGCGAGUGGGGCGCGCCCUGGGCCUCCGCGGACACCAAUCGGAGCAGACGCGCUGGCGGGAAGCGGAGCGCGAGUGCUGGCGGCGCCCGGCGGCGGGCAGCGCGCGCCAAGCGACGUCGCGCCGCGCCUGCCGCCAUUGCGGGCCUCGACCUCCUGCACUCCACCACGCUCGCCUCCACGCUGCACAACGGCACGGUGACGGCGCCGCCGCCGGGCUGCGUGGGCCAGAGGCUGUCCGCGCUCGGCGUCCAACUGCAACCUGCCGAGCGGCUGCACUCGGAGCUGGACAUCCCCCGUUCGCCGCACACGCCCUACAGCCUGCAACUGCUGCUGGACAUGUUCCGCGACCAGUACCUCGCCUUCAUACAGCGCCUCAACUCGCCGGAGUACGCGCGCGACGUCCGCCAACAGAUCGACAAGGAGAAGGAAAGGAAUCAAAAGCUGAAGUCCCGUGCCUCUCAGUUAGACAAACAGAUCAAUGUUUUGAUCAGCGAUAGUGUUGCAUUGUUAAAGGCACGCAUGAGUGAGCUCGGCAUACACGCCAACAAUACCGUGGAUCUAUUAGCAAAGGCUAAGGAAAUCGUUGGGAGGCACAAAGAGCUACAGAGCAAAGCGAGCAAGCUACAAGCGCAGGUUAACAAUAUAGAAGCUGAACAAGCUAUUCUUGUGAAGCAGCGAACUUUUGAAAUAACCGAAAAGUAUCGUAAGAUGGGCCACAUACCACCAGACGUGGAAAUCACUCAGAGCAUGGCACACGAUUGCAUAUUGAAAGAAAUAUCGGCCACGCUAGCGCAUCGUAAGAGGUUACACGCGCAGGUGGGCCACUUGCAAAACGAAAUCGUGCAGAUGGAAAGGGCCAGCGAGCAGAAGGUCGCAGCGCCGACCGUGCCCGUGGCCACCGUCAAGCCGCACACGGUGAACUCGAAGCCGCGGAAAUCGAGGGAGAAUCGUUCGCGGUCGCAGGAGUGGCCCGACGUGCCGGAGAUGGGAAAGAUCGACGAACAGAACCCGGAGAUCCUCGCACAGAAGAUACUGGAGACGGGGCGCCAGAUCGAGGCCGGUAAGAUAGCGAAGCCUAACGUCAUAGUGAACGGAUACGCUCGCGAGUCGGAGCGUCACACGGAGCGUCAUACGGAGCGUCACACGGAGCGUCAUACGGAGCGUCACGCGGAGCGUCACACGGAGCGUCACACGGAGCGUCACACGGAGCGACACACGGAGCAGCAGAGACAGGUGAAAGCGCCCGCCCCCGUCCACCGGACGCAGCCGCAGCCGCAGCGCCCUCUGCCGCCGCAGCCGCCGCCCGCGCACCGCCAGUCGCCCGUCAAGCCGCAGAAGCCACUCAACGUGGUCACAAAGGUGCAGGAGUCGCCGAAGGUGAUCAACUUCGAGGACCGCCUCAAGAGUAUAAUCACUUCCGUCCUGAACGAGGACCAGGAGCAGCGCAAGGCGUCCCGCCAGCCGCCGCCGCCCGGCCACGCCUACUCGAACGGGUACGUGCGUCCGCCGGGCGGGCAGCACGCCGCUUACGCGCCGCGCCCCGCGCCCGGCGGCGGGUACGCACGGGCCGCGCGCGACUUGCGCCGCGAACGGUACGCGUACGAUCGGCGCACGGCGCACGGUCCCCCCGCCCCCCACGGCCCGCACGGAGCGCCCGAGCCGCGCCAACAUCAUUCCGGUCAGCCGGACUACACACAAGUGUCCCCGGCGAAGCUGGCGCUGCGGCGGCACCUGUCGCAGGAGCGGCUGGCGGCGCCGGGCGCGCGCACCAUCGGCGACCUCGUCAACGGCGAGAUCGAGCGCACGCUGGAGAUCUCCAACCAGAGCAUCAUCAACGCAGCCGUCAAUAUGAGCGCGCGAUACCACGAGCCCGCCGCCGCGCACCAGCCGCUUGAAGGUUUGGCAGCGUGCUUGCAAGCACGGGUACUGGCGUCGGAGUACUGGCGCGGGCGCAACGGCGUCGCGGAGGCGGAGGAGGCUGGCCGCCGCCGCUCGCCGCCACCCGACCCCCACUCCAACACCUCCACGCCCCUCGUGGACGAGCUGCCGGAGGCCGCUCGCCCGUCCGAAGGCGAGGGCGGCGAGGAGGUGGAGGAGAGCAAGUGGCAGGACCGCAUCGCCUUCCGCUUCGACCAGAUAAUAUCGUUCGCGUCCACCGCGAUGGAGGAUAAGCGGCGGCGGUCGGACGAGGCGUGCAACACGUCGCCCGACUCGGGGAUCGGGCACAGCGAGACGGGGCGGGCGGUGGCUGGAGCGGGAGCGGGAGCGGGGGCGGGGGCGGGCGCGGUGGCGGGAUCGGGAGCGGGCGCGGGGGUGGCGGCGGGAGCGGCUCCGAGCGCGGUGGUGGUGGCGGGCGGAGGGGCGGAGGCGCGCUCGCCCUCCCCCCUGCCCGCGCACCACUUCAAGAAACGGUUCUUCCGGCGCGAGCGGUGGGGCGCGUGGAGCGGCGCGCCCCCGCCCGCCGCCGCGGUGGACUGGGAGCGGCCGGCGAUG
Iphiclides podalirius (scarce swallowtail) is the source of this 3801-nucleotide messenger RNA. The record is from the annotation of a GenBank genome assembly. Lineage: Eukaryota; Metazoa; Arthropoda; Insecta; Lepidoptera; Papilionidae.